This is a messenger RNA of Darwinula stevensoni, 1569 nucleotides long. The record is from the annotation of a GenBank genome assembly. NCBI's taxonomy places the organism in Eukaryota, Metazoa, Arthropoda, Ostracoda, Podocopida, Darwinulidae.
AUGGAGGGAGGUUUCUUGGAGGUUUCUUGGAGGAUUCUUGGAGGAUUCUUGGAGGUUCUUGGAGGAUUCUUGGAGUGCAUUCGACGAGCAUCUGCUGCCAUGUCCGAAGAAGAGGAAACCUCGCCUCGAAAUUUCCUACGGAAAUUCCGGGACGAACAAAGUCGUCAAUUGCUCACGCUCACGGCGGCUCAAUUCAUGGAGAUAUGGAAUCACUACGACGCCGACGGGAAUGGCUACAUCGAGGGAUCCGAAUUGGACAGUUUCCUUCGAGAGUUCGUCUCCAGUGUGAACGCACCUGAUGUCAAUCCCAUGAGCGUUCCUGAUGCCAUGCUGGAGCAGCUCAAGGAAUGCUUCAUGGAGGCCUACGACGAUAACCAGGAUGGAAGGAUCGAGAUCAGAGAGCUGGCUCAACUUCUCCCCAUGGAAGAGAACUUCUUGCUGCUUUUCCGCUUCGACAAUCCCCUCGAAUCCAGCGUGGAUUUCAUGCGAGUAAGGGAUCCUCCACUUUCGGACGAAGCGAGAGAUCGAGCGCGAUCGAGCGCGAUCGAGCACGAUCGAGCGUUAAAACUGAUGUCCCACGUUUCGUUGCAGGUGUGGAAGCAGUACGACAAGGAUAACAGCGGGUUUAUCGAGAAGGACGAGCUCAAGAAUUUCCUGCGGAAUCUGUUGAAGGAAGCAAAGAAGAUGGCGGAAGUAUCCGAUGCGAAGCUGCAAGAAUACACGGAUUCCAUUCUGCACGUCUUCGACACCGAUAAAGAUGGGAAGCUCCAGCUUAGCGAAAUGGCGAAAUUGCUUCCGGUGAGAGAGAAUUUCUUCGGGCAGCAGAAGCUGAAGGAAAUCCUGGUGGGUUGACCACGUUCUUAUUUGACCAAACCUCGUUACACCACUAAGACGAUCUGAAAGCCCUCUCGUUCUCUUCGCAUAAUGCAAGGGAACAAAUGGAUUCGGGAAGGAAGACAUCGAGAGAAUCUUCGAGAUGUACGACAGGGAUAAGAGUGGAGCUAUUGAGAGCGACGAGCUUCGGGGACUCCUCAAGGACUUGUUGGACCAAGCCAAGAAGCCGUACACGGCCGACGACCUGCUGGAACUCCAGCAAAUGAUCAUGCGAGGCUGUGACGUAGACCACGAUGGGAAAAUCAAUCGCAGAGAACUGACCAUGAUUCUCUUGGCUCUGACAAAGGUCCACAAUUAAUCCUAUGCAGUACUACGCUUUCAUCCUACUUCUCUUCCACCUGGACAGUAUUCUCCAUCAGUAUUUAAAUCAGUAUGGUAAGUGGCAUGGGAGACACCGCUCCAUGACUGAUCUCAAAUCGAUGAGCCCAGCUGGGGUUGGGCCGAUUCUCAAUUUCUAGCAUAACCCUCCCGUCGUUACCUGUUGAGGGAAUCACCCGCUUUUGAAUCCCACGGAAUGCUCCCAUCUGGACAUUUCCCAGAUAUAUAGAGAACAUUAGCAUGCUGAUGCCCCUGCCGAUAUGUACCUCGAGAAAAACCACGAUAACACCUCUUGCAAAUCACUUCCUUUUUAAUUACUGUACAAUCAGGUUGAUUCCAUACUUGGUCAUAAAACAC